Aureobasidium subglaciale EXF-2481 is the source of this 1046-nucleotide messenger RNA. RefSeq lists its product as uncharacterized. The coding region runs from base 103 to 663 and encodes 186 amino acids. The record is from RefSeq and is a predicted model, not a curated record. The transcript has a single exon. Lineage: Eukaryota; Fungi; Ascomycota; Dothideomycetes; Dothideales; Saccotheciaceae.
ACAAAUGAGACGUCAACCAGAAGUCGACGAGUGGGAGGAGUCCAGGGCCAGUCCUGAAACGAUGUCGGAAACGGAUGACGACCCGAAAAUUUCCGUGCCGGUAUGAUUAUGAUGGUUUCGCACUUUCAUGACUUGUUGCAUUUUCAUGGGCGUUACUUUGAUGUCGAUAUUCUAACUCUUCUCAACCGCGUUUGUUCUUGGAAUACCCCAUCUAGAAUGCAAUCUUUGCUCUUUACCACUAACAUCUCGUUCCGGGUGCGACACACCUCAAGUUACCAUAAGCUGACAUCAGAACUAACUUUCCGCCCCGCAACAAACAUUCGGAGCAUAAAAGGCAUCAUCUUGGCCUCUUCAAGAGUGACUCCGAUCCUGUUAACCAUCACCAUCAUCCUUUCGAUCAUGUCACAACAUCGGUACAGAGACCUUCACAUAGGCGCCGCCUGGGUCAGCAUGAUUGAGCCCUCAACAGGCUCAGAGGCAUCCUUCAAUCGCUGGUACUCAGACGACCAUUUUUACGCUGGCGGCAUGUGUCUUCCGGGCAUAUUUUCAGGCCGUCGUUGGGUAUCUACGAAAGCACUACGCGAGCUCCGGCAUACUAAAGGCGACGAUAUGAAAGACAUUGGCUGCUACCUCCAUUCAAUCUCUUCGCUGAGCAUUUGUUAGACGAGAUCAAUGUCGCGCUACGUACAACACUGCAAGAUCUUGGAGCGAGGGGAAGAAUGUAUGGCGACGACGUCUCUAGACGGCACCUGUAUACUGCUAUCACGCGUUACCGAGGUGCUGUGUACAAGAUCCUCGAGUGUCCUGGAAAGUAUUUGAGAAGCAUGACGAAGAAAUCAAAGAGAAAGGCUUAGGAGACUUUGUGUUCGCGGGACCUUUCAUUCCCACGGUACCGGGGACUAAUCGGUAUGUUGAUGAGCUUCGGUAGUGUUUUGGACUGCUUUGUGCAUAUCAUACUCAGAAUGCCGGAGCAUUUCGACGACGGCUCGCUUAAGGGAUGGUCUGCAUUCCUCUACAUCAUGAUCACAUCGGAUGCUCUAAAUUCU